Messenger RNA from Lycium ferocissimum, 1433 nucleotides. RefSeq names its product probable pectinesterase 29. The record is from RefSeq and is a predicted model, not a curated record. Gene Ontology annotation, biological process: cell wall modification. Gene Ontology annotation, molecular function: pectinesterase activity. The coding region runs from base 201 to 1223 and encodes 340 amino acids. NCBI's taxonomy places the organism in Eukaryota, Viridiplantae, Streptophyta, Magnoliopsida, Solanales, Solanaceae. The transcript has 5 exons.
UCUACAAAUCAUGUCAAUUAUCUUUUUCCAUUUUUACCUUCUAAUUAAAGGAAUACAACUCCCUAUAUAGAGUUGUAUUGAAGUGGGAUUUUCAGUUUUUUUUUAUUUUUUUUUAUUUUAUAAAAUCUUGUAUUUAUUCAGCUUAAACUUCUUAUUUCCUAGUUUCUUUCCCCUUUCAUCACUGAUCUUUUCUUGAAAAUAUGGUUUCUUUUUACUGUACAAUUCUAGUUUUCGUCUUCAUGGGGUUAGUUGAACUAGGAAAUGCAAGAUUUCAUAGUGAUUAUCAGUGGAAACAGGAAAAUUUGAACUAUCCAACAGUGUAUGUGGAUUCAUCUGGACAUGGAAAUUUCCCAACUAUUCAAUCUGCCAUUGAUUCUGUGCCUCAGAAUAACCAGAAUUGGAUUUGUAUUAUCAUCAAAGCUGGACAGUAUAGAGAACAAGUGAAAAUUCCUAGAGAGAAGCCAUAUAUUUAUCUCAAAGGAGAAGAAAGUGGAAAAACAAGUAUAACUUGGGAUGCUCAUGAGUCAAUUGCUACAGAUGCUACUUUCACUUCUGAGGCUGACAAUACAAUUGUGGAAAGUAUAACCAUCAUAAAUUCUUACAAUUAUCCUCCGAAAAGCAACAAUAAUCCGAGGGUGGUGGCAGUGGCAGCCAUGAUUUCCGGUGACAAAUCUUUUUUUUAUAAGUGUGAAUUUCUUGGAUUACAAGACACAUUAUGGGAUGUUCAAGGAAGACAUUAUUUCAAGCUUUGCACCAUUGAAGGAGCUGUUGAUUUCAUCUUUGGUAAUGGCCAAUCUAUUUAUGAGAGUUGUACAAUAUCAGUAAAUGCAGGAGCUUUAGAUGGAUUAGUAGGAUACAUAACAGCACAAGCAAGAUCAAACCCUAAUGAUAGAAGUGGAUUUGUGUUCAAGAAUUGUAAUGUGAUUGGCAAUGGACAAGCAUUCUUGGGUAGGCCAUGGAGAGACUAUGCAAGGGUUAUAUUCUAUGAUUGUUCCAUGUCUAAUGUCAUCACUCCUGAGGGUUGGGCUGCUGGAAGAUAUGUUGGCAAAGAGAAACAAUUAACAUUUGCCGAGGGAAGUUGCAAAGGAAUGGGAUCAAACUAUUUAAAAAGAGUAGCAUGGGAAGCAAAAUUGAGCCAACAAGAGUUACAACAAUUAACAAGUCUCUCCUUUAUUGAUGAUGAGGGUUGGAUUACCAAACAACCCCUAAAAGUACUUCUAUAGUUAAAUUGAUUAGCUUAGCCAACAUGUAUAGUACUCAUAUGCACAAUUAGUAUUAGUUUGUUCUUUCUCUUUGGUGAUGAAAAGGCCACGUUUUUCAAUGCAAUUGCCCACUAACGUAUGGCGAUUUGCAUUAAUAGGCUAUAGUAUAUCCUGCCGGUAUUUAAAUGUUGUCCCCAGUUUUGACAAUGGUUCAUAAUUGACACUUUUAUG